Trifolium pratense (red clover) is the source of this 1003-nucleotide messenger RNA. RefSeq names its product methylecgonone reductase-like. Gene Ontology annotation, molecular function: aldose reductase (NADPH) activity. The record is from RefSeq and is a predicted model, not a curated record. Gene Ontology annotation, cellular component: cytosol. NCBI's taxonomy places the organism in Eukaryota, Viridiplantae, Streptophyta, Magnoliopsida, Fabales, Fabaceae. The transcript has 4 exons. The coding region runs from base 1 to 957 and encodes 318 amino acids.
AUGGAAUCAAAAUCAAUUCCAGAAAUUGUUCUAAAUUCAGGUCACAAAAUGCCAAUGAUAGGAUUUGGCACAGGAACUGUACCCUUACCACCACAUCAUGAACUCAUUCCAGCAUUUAUCAAUGCCAUUAAAAUUGGCUAUAGGCAUUUUGAUACUGCUGCUUAUUAUGGUUCUGAGGAACCUCUAGGUCAAGCCAUAGCACAAGCAUUAGAGCAAGGUCUUAUUAAAAAUCGUAGUGAAAUUUUUAUCACUACUAAAUUAUGGUGUACUGAGGCUCACCCUGGCCUUGUUCUCCCAGCACUAAAAAAUUCAUUGAAGAGGUUGGGCUUAGAAUAUGUGGAUUUAUACCUAAUUCAUUUUCCAGUGAGGUUGAGACAAGGGGUUAAAGGGACCAACUACAACCAUGGAGACAUUCUUCCAAUUGAUAUGAAAGGGACAUGGGAAGAUAUGGAAAAGUGUGCUAAUUUGGGCUUGGCUAAGUCUAUUGGUCUCAGCAACUUUGGUGUGAAAAAAAUUUCCGAAAUUCUAGAAUAUGCAUCUAUUCCUCCUGCUCUUGUCCAGGUGGAAAUGAAUGCAGCAUGGCAUCAAGAAAAUCUGAAAAAAUUCUGCAAAGAGAAAGGGAUUCAUGUUAGUGCAUGGUCCCCUUUGGGAGCUAAUGGAGCUGUGUGGGGUUCACUUGCUGUUAUGGACAAUCCAAUACUAAAAGACAUUGCAAUUGCAUCAGGAAAGACUGUGGCACAGAUUGCGUUGAGAUGGUUAAUAGAGCAAGGUUCGACUCCAAUUGUGAAGAGCUUCAACAAGGAGAGAAUGAAAGCAAAUCUUGAAAUCUUCGAUUGGAAGUUAAAUGAUAUUGAUUUGGAGAAGAUUAAGCAAAUACCACAAUAUCGUGCUUUUAAAGGAGAACGUUUUAUCUCAGAAAAUGGACCUUACAAAACUGCUGAAGAACUUUGGGAUUGAAAAGAUAUGAAAUUGAUCAAGAAUACCUUCUUUAUAUUUCAUUCAU